AAAGAAGGAAAGCUACUUUAUAUGUCGAUUGGGUGUUUACAUCACCAGAAGAAUCACACUUCAUAUUCCCUGCCAAAAGAUCCAAUCCAUCCUUCCCCUCGAUCCCAUAAAAUAAGGGAAAUGUCGAAACGGAAGCCCACCAGAGCCCCGACCACCGACGAUCCUCCGCACCUGCAACCGGGCUCCCAAAUUGAGAUAAGUUCCAACGACCCUGGGUUCCUAGGUUCAUGGUACACCGGCGUACUCAUCAAGCGUGCUCCUUCUAAGAAACCCAACAACAAAUUCGUAGUCGAGUACACCCAUCUUUUCGAGGACGAGGCGGGUACUAAACCCUUGAGGGAGACCGCCGACGCCGUGGAUUUACGCCCUCCUGCCCCUCGAGAAAAGGUCAGGAAGUUCAAGUUUAGUGAAGAGGUUGAUGCCUUUCAUAACGAUGGGUGGUGGGAAGGGGUGAUUACUAAGGAGUUGGAGAAUGGGAGGUUUCAUGUUUACUUCAAGAGGUCUAAAGAGCAGCUGGAGUUUGGCGAGGACCAGUUGAGGCUUCAUAGAGAGUGGAUUAAAGGGGCUUGGACUCCACCCCUGGAGGAAGAUAAGCAUGUGAAAGAGUCCGACGAAGUAGUGACUGAAGGAAAGAUGGAUUAUAACCAAGUCGUUGCCCGAGGGAAGCUAGAGUGUGAUAAUACAGCAAUCAAAAAGAAGGAUGAUAAUUCAGCAAGCAAAAAGAAGUUAAAGUCUGAUUUAGCUGCGAGUGGAGGGAAAUUCGAGUCUAACGAGAUAACAAAGUAUCGCGAGGGGGAACGAGUUGAAGUGACCAGCGACGAAGAUGGUUUUGAAGGUGCUUGGUUUACUGGAACUAUUGUUAAAGCAUUGGGGAAGGACAGAUACCUAUUUCAGUACGAUUGCUUGAGAACUGACGAUGACACUGAUUUCUUAAAAGAGAAGUUUGAUGCCCUGCACAUUAGGCCUUGUCCGCCUGAAAUUUUUAUGGCUGAUUCGUUCCAAAAGCUUGAUGAAGUCGAUGCUUUCUACCUUGAUGGCUGGUGGGUGGGUGUGAUUUCUAAGGUUCUUAAUUCUCUUUCUGAGACAAAUUAUGAAGUCUAUUUCAAAGCUACCCAGGAGGAAAUGAAGUUUAAGUAUUCCGAGUUAAGGAUACAUCAGGACUGGAUUAACGGGAAAUGGGUUACCGCUUCUAAGGCAUUGAAGACGUUACUGCAGAAGGAGAGGUAACAUUACUUCGGCGUGGGGCGUUUACGACGGAAUCAAAGUAAAGCCAAGUCUUUUCUGGUUUUCAGCUGUCGUAUUUGGUGCUGGUGCUUGCGUGUGUAACCAAUUUUAGGCUUUCAUAGGCAUUUUUUUUCAGAGACUGGAGGUACCUUAAGCCGCAAGCUGAACUUAAAGUAGAGCAUUCUAAAACAUCUAUCUGUAUGGGUAUUGGGUAGCGUAGUCUUUUCUGUCAAGGUCUCGAGGAUUAAUGAUGUAUUACUUUCU
Molecule: messenger RNA, 1488 nt
Organism: Hibiscus syriacus
Lineage: Eukaryota; Viridiplantae; Streptophyta; Magnoliopsida; Malvales; Malvaceae
Product: protein AGENET DOMAIN (AGD)-CONTAINING P1-like
Exons: 3
Coding region: 22-1227 (401 amino acids)
Source: RefSeq, a predicted model, not a curated record